Saccostrea cuccullata (small rock oyster) is the source of this 1482-nucleotide messenger RNA. RefSeq lists its product as uncharacterized. Gene Ontology annotation, molecular function: protein binding; ubiquitin protein ligase activity; zinc ion binding. The record is from RefSeq and is a predicted model, not a curated record. NCBI's taxonomy places the organism in Eukaryota, Metazoa, Mollusca, Bivalvia, Ostreida, Ostreidae. Gene Ontology annotation, biological process: protein monoubiquitination. The transcript has a single exon. The coding region runs from base 1 to 1482 and encodes 493 amino acids.
AUGGCGGCCAGUAAAACAAAAUAUCCACUGGGCUCUCCUCAAGAGCAUAUUAAAAUGUGUGAAACCCAUAAAUUACCCAUUGAUGUUAUUUGUGAGGACUGUGAUGAAUUCAUGUGUGCCAGGUGUGCAAAGACAGAUCAUAGAGAUCAUGAAUGGAACACUUUACGCACAGCAGCUACACAAAGGAGGAGAGGUCUGCUUACAAAUCUGAAGAAGAUCAAGGAAGAGGUUCUGCCUGGGAUUGAUGAAAAGAUGGUGAAAAUUCCACAACAGAUAACAGAAAAUAAAGAACUGUGUGACUCUGAAAUUAAAAAGCUCCAGAAGCAUGUUGAAGAGAUAAUGGACAAAUUGACAGAAAUCAGGAAAAAUACUGAACAGAGAUUAAGAGAUAAUUUGGAGGGAAAAAAUAAUAACUUGAAUGAAAUGAAAUGCAAGUUAGACAAAAAGAAGAAAGCAAUAAAAGAGAUGGUAAAGUUUAUGGAAGAUAACAACAGCACAAUGUCAGAUUACGGCGUCAUUGACAACUACAUGGAACUGACACAAAUGCUGUCUGAUCAGGAUGCUAAUUUUAACAAUUUCAAUUCUCCAUUGAGAUACGUUAAAGGAGAAAUCAGUGAUGAGAUGAUGGAGAAUAUGGUAGGAAAAACUCUGGAUUUAUUUGAUAUCAAUUUGACUGAAAAAAGCUCAUUUAUACAUGGGGAUCAAGUAAUAGUUGUUAUCUCGGCAUCGUGUGAGGAUCAGUGUUACAUACGAGAAGGAAAGUCAUCUUACACUGAACAAGUAACCAAAGGGGGUAAGAAAAAACAUAAAUAUAAAGUGGCUUCUAAUGACAUGUGUGUGACUGAUACUGGUGAUAUUUAUUUUACUGACUUCAGCAACAAUUCCAUCAGCUCUGUGUCACCAUCAGGAUCUGUCUCAAUAGUUGUCAGUUUAGAUCCACUGGAACCUAUUGGAAUCUGUCAGUCAGUGGACGGUGGACUACUGGUCACCUUGAAAGACAAGAAAUCAGAUCGCUUUAAAUUAGCGCCACACAGCAGACGUCUGGUGAGACAAGUCACAAUGACAGGUGACUUCAUCCAUGAUUAUGAGUACCAGGAGGACGGUCAAACAAGACUGUUUACAUACCCAGUCAGAGUCACACAGAACAGUAACAGUGAUAUUUGUGUUGUGAGCUAUACAGGUGACACUAUAGGUGAACUAGUGAUUAUGUCUCCCUCUGGUCAUAUGAAGUCUGUCUACCGUGGACAGAACAUGACAAAAGAUUUUAAACCAACUGGUGUUGUGUGCGACUCCCUCUGUAACAUCCUAGUUACAGACCUUAACAACAACCAGAUCCAUCUGCUGAAUCCGGAUGGGGGUUUCCUGAAAUUCUUACUGACAGACAAUGAAGUGAACCGUCCAGUCAGAUUAUCCCUAUACAAGUCUACACUGUGGGUCGGAUACUGGGAAGGAUUUGUUAAAGUGUUUCAGUACACUGUGUAA